ACGGCUUCUACUACAUAAUAACAGGGUCUAGUCUAGGUCUCUCUUAGUCAGAGUUUGAAUGAUAUAUGUGUGUGUAUUAUUGAAUGCACCGGUUACACAACUGAAGAAUACCUCUGUGUACUGUUUGAAUAUUUCUAUAGUUUAACUUUUUAAACGCUGUCGGAAAAAAAAAGGGAUUACCUAAGUACUGUUUUCAAUUACAGCAUUCAAGGGCGUUUUGAGACACCCCCCCCCACUGCCACUCCGCCCCUACCACCACCAUUUUCUAACCGAUCACAUUAUUACCGGGCGUUUGAGUUUCACGGGGCAGCAUCUUUCUGUUGUGCUGUUCCCCUGGUCAAGCUGAGUCAAGCACCAGGAGAAGAAUUACUAGAUAGGAAACAAGAGGUCAGGACCUAACAGCCAGAACCUAUUAGUAACCACGUGGAGAAAUAGUAAGGACCUAACGACUAAAGAGGCUGACACGAACUAAAGAGGCAGACAAAGACUAAAAAAGCUGACACAGACUAAAGAGGCUGACACAGACUAAAGAGGCUGACACGAACUAAAGAGGCUGACAAAGACUAAAGAUGCUGACACAGACUAAAAAGGCUGACACAGACUAAAGAGGCUGACACGAACUAAAGAGGCUGACACGAACUAAAGAGAUGGACACGUCAGUGUAAACACAUUGUAUGAAGAUAAUUGACUGAGUGUAAGAUUCUCUUUGACUAAUGGUUUAAAUCAACAAGUCACGAUGUUUGAGUCUCAAUCAAAGAAAGAACCAAAACUUGUUUUCUCGCACAAGUCGCAACAGAACUCGACCAAAAGUUCGGGCAAUGAAGGGACACAAAUCCCGAGGGUCGCUCUGUCGGUUGGCGGCAGCGCUGCGGGACUGCAAAGCCAAACGCUCGGCGGCCAGAAUCGUAGCGAUGUGCUAAAUGUAGGCGGCUCACAACAAACGCAGCAGUAUAAAAUGCAGGAGCGUCCACUGCUGGAAAAGCAGGCAUUGCAAAGGCAGGGGGUAACACUAGUGCAGCAAGAGAGCAAGCUUGGUGAAGGUGUAGUGAAGACAUCUCACGUGCUCGCCAAUGAGAAGCUGAGUUCAAAUCUGAACACUUUACAAGUGUCUGACAGAAAACAAGUGUCUGACCUUCAAUUUCAAACUUUAGAGCUAAAAAAAGACCCCGAGUCUGACAAGCUCAUUCACACUAGUAACACUGAAGUGAAAUUCAUUGCUAAAAAUAAUGACCCGCCUAUUGGCCAUUCUCAUGUCCAUAAUAACAAUGUAUAUAAAGAUGUGGCAUACGCCGAGAAGGCAGUUGCUAAGCCUGUCUCAGACGACAAAAAUUCAUCAAAUACUGCAAAAAUUGAACAGUUCGAAGGCUACAGUAUAUAUCGCGGUGCUCGGGAAAUGACCAUUGGUCAGAUUCAAACGCCCGAAACCCCUAAAGCAUCUACAGGUUCUCAGCUCAAAGCAACAGAAGUGAGACCAGGUGAAACAAUAUCCAUGCAGAAAACUGAUAAUGAGGCUUCAGUGCUGAGACACCCAGACAAAGGUGUGAGAGCCGCUUCUGCAAUAAAUUCUCAACAAUUUAAAACUUUACCAAAUCACUCUUCUCUUCAGUACCAGAAAGUGCAAACCAUACCACAUCAAAUAGUUUAUUCAGAGCAGGGAAACCAUUUGAGAGAAUUCAGGCUAGUACCUCUUCAACAGAACAGAGUUCAAAGUUAUCCACAGGCUUCAGGCCAUGGCGUAGCGAAAGCUCUAAGACUUGUCCCAGUCAACUCGGAUUCCGGAUACGCACAUACGAAGGUGCGUAUGGCAGCGCCUACAGGAAAGCAAAGGCCUCAAUCUUAUACCGCACCUCCCAGAUACGCUGUACCUGUGACUUGGCAGACGACGGUCCCUGGUGGCUACGUAACGAUGCAACCCGAUGGCAAUCUUUUCGUGGUUAAACCUAGGAGCAGCAGUGUCUCCUCCAGGCAGUCUUACAGAGUAGAGCCGGACACACCGCUGUCUAAACAGACUACUCCUAGUAAUAACGUCCGCCCGAAAUCCAUUCUGAAAAAUCAAGCUCAACCGGAAGUCGCGCCCGAAUGGCACCAAAAUGCUCGCCCCAUUCACAUUCCGCGCCCUCAGAGCAUCGCUAACCCGUCUGCCAAAACUGACCAAAACUAUGACUUCAGCGCUAUCCUCAAAACCAACAGUGACCUUGUUUCCUACGCCAAACACAAGAACGAUGAACUUCCUGAUCCGUCGUCGCGAACAGAAGACGCCGACGCUGUCUCAUUAAGGAGUGAAGCAAGCCAACAGAGCGCGCCACAGAAAAAGUCUGUCAAAUUCAAUUCUCAGGUUCGCCUGCACACAGAGGAUCACGUGUCCAAUGUGGUCACGCUUUCAGUCCCUACCUAACAAUUGAACCAUUCAAUGGUUCGUUCAAGUAAUGUAAGACUACCAUCAAAGGGAGGUCAAGACAGCGCUGCAGUCAUACAUUGAAACAAACAAACACUGUCAUCUGCUAGUGUACUUUUAUUGUUUAUAUCUUAAUUAGAAGAAUAUUUAACCAGUGGCGUAUCUGACUUUCAAGGUUGUGUGCAGGGAGGGUGCUAAUAGGUGUUGUUGUAUUUCAAACAUCGCACUGCCCCCCCCCCUUAAAUCUUGAUGGAUCACUGUGCAAUGGGGUGUGAGUGAUGGAUCUGUUAACUCUUUGACACCGGUAAAGGGCUUGACAUUUUGUUAUUGUAAAUAUUGUCAAUGUAUACACGCAUUAAUUUGUUAACACAAGAAAUGAAAGACGGGACAAGUGAGAGAGAGAGAGAGAGAGAAGAAAUGUAUUUUAUUCAGAGUUUUUUGUUCAAGAUAAGUUUCAUUUCAUGAUUCUUGUAAGUAGCAAGCGAUAGAAAUGGUAGAAGCUAGCGCUUAUUCCUUCUAUAUAUAAUGAUAUAUUGAAAGUAGUUGUAUAAUAAUAAUGAUGUAAUUUAUAUAGCGCAGUUAACAAACAUAAUGUAAGCUGAAAGCGCUCUAAGUGCAUAUCAGACAUAAACAAAACAUUGAUAGCUAUGGCCUAAUCUUGUUUGUGGACCAGUUUCGGGGGGGGGGGGGUAAUCUUGGAGAAGGUUUUCGUGCUGCCUUUAGGUGCUCAGUAAACACAAUUCUGCUCGAGUCGGGUGUCGAACCUCGAGCCCCCUUCAUAGCUAGCCAAGCCAAGCUCUCGACCACGCUUCUAUCACUAAACACAAGAGUUUAAAUGACGCACUCAUCUAGACACAUUUUAAUUUGAUGUAAACAUUUCUUUCUACAUUCUCUGAGCAUGGAAGUAAAGGGGGAGGAGGGAGGAAGAUUAUAAUCUAGAAACUUACAUCCGUAGACAAUGAAAACUGUGAAUCUUUUAGGCGAGUUGAAAACUAGGUCAUGGGAUUAAAUUAGCUACACGUGUUGAUACACAAAUACAUAUAGAAAAGGAGGCAAGGAAGUAGGCCUAUGGGAUACAACUUAGGUUAAGUUCAGAUAGCUUCAACAAUGGAAUGCUGCACUUAUUGAAGGCAAGCCAUGCAUUAUCAAUCGAAGACGCCAUUUAGUGGGGCAAAGAGAGAGAGAGACAGACAUAGAGAGAGAGAAAGAGAGAAAUAAUGGAACAUGGAGAGAGAAAGAGAGAGAGAAAGUAACUAAAUAAAGGACAAAGAAAUCAAAAAAGAGAUCACAAACAGAGAGAUCAGACGAGAGAAAGAGAGAGGGAGAAACAUACAAAAAACCCAAACACAACAUUGCAUAUUAAUUAAGAAGCGAGAUGAACAUUUAUUACAACAGGAAAUAAACCAAUUAACAUAAUUUAUUAGACGAUAUAUCUUAUACGGUAAGUAGACCUAAAUGAUAAUCCUCGUAGCCUAAUACAUUGACAUUCACGUUUCCACGCCCUGUGAAGUGAUCAAGCGCUCGCUAAUAUUUCCUAGAUAUGAAUGUGAUGUCAGCCAUCAGCAUAGAACUAAGAUCUAUAAUAAUAUAAGAAAAGCUUUAAGGCAAUACUGCAAGAGACCAACACUUACGUACCGUGUCCUGUGUGCUGCUGACUUUUCAAUGUGAGGAUUUCAUAACCAUCUUUGAAUUGAGAAUGGGCAUAACUUGAGCCAUAACAGGCACAAGUGGGAUUCGAACCUACUUAAGUAGGGGACUGGUCCUACAGUGAGACCUACUUUGUAGGUAGCGUGCACCAGGCCUUCUGACAUGCUACCACAGGGUACGGAGAUAUAUUCAUGUUACUUUUAUUACACUGUUAAUAUUCAAUGACCUGAUUGUUAUAAAGAUAUGGUUCAGUUUGAACCUGGCCUAACAGAUCUUAUUAAAUGAUUAUCUAUUAAUGGAUGUCAAGGAUCAAACACUCAUUCAGAUCCAUAAAAAGUAAUAGCCCUUAAGGAAAGCAUUAUUUGUUCAGCCUUUUUUCUAGUGGUGCUGGGGGGGGGGGGUAUUCUUCUUAUUUUUUGUUCCGAUUUUUCGGCGGGCCGGAUAACACCACAUUGAGGGUCACAUCAGGCCGGCGGGCGUAUUAAGAGGACAUCGCUGUGUUACACAUUUUAACUCAUAAUAGUUCUAAGGGGAAGUAAGCAGAGUGAGUAGAUGAGAUAGCCACGAUUGUUUCCCUUGCUUCAGUCACGUUUGAAAGUCCUGUUAAUAGAUCCACAGUUAUGUGCCAGAAUAUAUACUACCGCAGUGAUGCCCAAACUACGGCCCGCGGCCCAGAUCCGGCCCGCGAUGUGCUUCUAUCCGGCCCGCCAAAACAUUGGAACAGAAUGUAAAAAAAAAAAAUAAAAAAAAAAUUCAAAAUUUGAAUGUUGAAAAAAUAUUCUCUUUAAGUUAGGAUUCUCACUCAUUCUUUGAUGAAUUCCAUCUUUAUGUUUGGUAUUCACAGUAAAUAUUUUUUGUUUGCAAGAACACAAGUGUUGUUGUUUUUUUCAAUGGCGAUAAAACUAGAUAGCUAUUUUUAAUUCUUGGAAAAUUCCGCUACUGUCUUGAGCUAGCCGUGUCCUUGACAGCUUGUGUGUGCAGCACAGAGCAUCAUUGAUGUAUCAUUUUGGGUCGUGUUCUUUUGAUGUCAAAGCGAUUGGUACCGUAGUGUUUAUUGUUUGUGAUUUAAUGAAAUGGGAGAGAAACGAAAUGUGGACUCUGAAUGUAGAAACUUUCAGGAAAAGUGGACAGAUCUUUACUUUUAUGGAAUAUGAUAGUAAGUCAACAUGUUUGAUUUAUAAAGAAAGUGUGGCUGUUUUUAAAGAACAUAACAUUAAAAGGCAUUAUGAAGCCAAACACAUAAACACAUAUGGUGGCAUUCUUGGUUUGAGCCGCGAAGACAAGAUUGCCAAUUUACGACUAGA
This is a messenger RNA of Biomphalaria glabrata, 5346 nucleotides long. RefSeq lists its product as uncharacterized. The record is from RefSeq and is a predicted model, not a curated record. NCBI's taxonomy places the organism in Eukaryota, Metazoa, Mollusca, Gastropoda, Planorbidae. The transcript is spliced from 4 exons. The coding region runs from base 737 to 2395 and encodes 552 amino acids.